CGUGUGAAUGCGAGUACUCCUUUCUCUCAUUGUUUGAGUGACUGCAGGUAUUGGUGUCUGCCUCUGAACGUGCGCGCGUGUGUGUGUGUCUGGGAGUGUGUGUGUUGGAGAGGGAAAGAGAUAAAAAGAGAGAGUGAGGCGAGCAGUGUUUCUUUUCCCCCUCUAGCCUCCCCGUCUCCCUGAUCCCUGUCACUCCGUUCUUCCUCCCUCCCGGACCACCCUGCCUCCAGUCGGAUAGACCCUGGACCUCCCCAGGACCCUUCUCCCAUCACCCCUUUGACUCUCCUCACUUCUCCGACCCGCUUUGUCAACUGAGCAGUUUUUCCAACGAAUCCAAUAUAAACCUGAAGAGGAACAUAUUAUUGGACACUGUUAAACCAUUCGAAGUGGUCACCAAGGAAGCAUUGCUCAGGUGGAACGGCACUGGACAGACAGAAGUCUCCCCAGUCCUCUGGAAGGUUGACAGCACAAGGUCACAUGACCUGGAAGAGAAAACCCAGGAGACUUUUGGGAUCCCUUUUUGAAUGGGCCGGUUAUCAACCUGGAAACAAGUCUAAAGACUGAUGAACUGAUCUGCACGGAGACGCAGCUGUGCUCGGUCGUCCCCUCUGCUCUCUGCCAAACGGCUCCAUUAAUGCCCUGAGAACCCACGGCCUAGCGCAACUCUGGUGACUGGCUGGCUUCUGUACCAUCACACUCCUCCCAUUCCUGAGGAAACCCUCUUCACGACCACACUCCUCCUCUCUUCACCUCCACUCCCAUUAUGGAACCCAACAAAGUCCAGCCAGAGGGCGGCCUCAAUGUCACCCUCACCAUCCGCCUCCUCAUGCACGGCAAAGAGGUUGGAAGUAUUAUUGGCAAGAAAGGGGAAACAGUGAAGAAAAUGCGCGAGGAGAGCGGAGCACGAAUCAACAUCUCUGAGGGCAACUGCCCCGAGAGGAUCGUCACCAUCACCGGCCCAACAGACGCCAUCUUUAAGGCCUUUGCCAUGAUUGCCUAUAAGUUUGAGGAGGAUAUAAUCAAUUCCAUGAGCAACAGUCCAGCCACCAGCAAGCCCCCUGUCACUCUGCGUCUGGUGGUGCCAGCCAGCCAGUGUGGAUCUCUCAUUGGGAAGGGAGGUUCCAAGAUAAAGGAGAUGAGAGAGUCCACAGGGGCACAGGUUCAGGUGGCAGGGGACAUGCUGCCUAACUCCACAGAGCGUGCCGUGACAAUCUCUGGGACCCCUGAAGCCAUAAUCCAGUGUGUCAAACAAAUCUGUGUGGUCAUGCUGGAGUCCCCACCGAAAGGUGCCACCAUUCCCUACCGCCCAAAGCCCGCCUCCACCCCCGUCAUUUUUUCAGGUGGCCAGGCCUACACAAUUCAGGGACAAUAUGCCAUCCCACACCCAGAUCAGUUGACCAAGCUCCACCAGUUGGCUAUGCAGCAAACCCCCUUUACCCCCCUCGGACAGACCACCCCUGCUUUCCCUGGUUUGGAUACCAGCCCCCCGGCCAGUACUCAUGAACUCACAAUUCCAAAUGAUCUAAUAGGCUGCAUAAUCGGGCGCCAGGGAACCAAAAUCAACGAGAUCCGCCAGAUGUCUGGGGCGCAGAUCAAAAUCGCUAACGCCAUGGAGGGCUCGUCGGAGCGCCAGAUCACCAUCACGGGAACCCCCGCCAACAUCAGCCUUGCCCAGUACCUCAUCAACGCAAGGUUCAGGGACGUGGCUGCCAUGUGGAAUGACCCGUCAUCCAUGACAACAUCCUGAGGCCCAAAUCUGGUUCCACUAUGAAGAAGCUAACAGCAGCAACUGUCUCCCCAAUAACCCCAUGUAUACUCCCACAGAACUUAAUGGCUACCUGAUUCCUUUAGCACUUGACACUUAAGCUUUAGCAGCUUUGAAGAGGCUAAAGAGGCUAUUUGUAAAGCAAAGUGAAAAAAUUUGACUUGAAUUCUGUUCAUGUAAUGUAAAGAGUUACGUAUAGUGUUUCAGCAUGCCGAAUGCUUAGGAUAAUUGUUACAUUCUUUUUCUGUUUGCUAGGUCAGAGAUAAGUUUGCAGAUUCAAUCUUGUAGUUAAUUGUCAGGCAAGUAAAAACAGAUAAAAAGUGAAAAACAAAAAAAUAUUGCUAUUCAGAUUGCUACUGAGCAAUGCUAUUGGCCAUGAGUCUCGAGUGAUGUGAUGCGUUUGUGAAGAGGUAUUGUUGCAUCAAAUUUGGAAUGAAAAGGAAGUGCUUUUUAUGUAAAUAGUAAGGAGGUUUCGGAGGUUCUCCUUUUUGCAGGGAGACUUAAAUUAUUAAGUCAACAACUUUCAUUGUGAUAGAGGACUACGUUUGAACUCACACUAUUCGUAGUUCAAGACACUUAGGUGCAGGUUUUUCAAUUAGGGAAAAUCCAGAAUUAGCUGGAAAAUUUGGAUUGGUUUUUAUCAAAGUGCAUCAUAAAAUCCAUAUGCAUGACCAAAAAACAAUAGUAAAUGUAACAUUUACAUUUUUGGGUAACUAAAAGCCAGAAUUCUGCAGAGUUUCACUGUUGUGCGAAAGUGUCCAAUCUCAGAAUAGUUUUUUUCUCUCUUUUUCCUUCACCCUUCCCUUCUCCCCUCUUCCGUAACUAUUCUAGGCUGACGUCUGAGGUCACUGGAAUGUGAACACUAAUUUCUACCCAUCAUUCUUCACUGCAUCACACGACCCUUGUGCCAAUGGCAUUGCACGUUUAUUUUUGUUCUCUGUAUUUAUCUGUCCUGCGCCUUUAAGUGAUCCUAACUAAUUUAUUAUAUGUAAAGUAAACAUGAUACCCACACUGUUAACAUGAUUCUCCUCACCUGCCCUCAACCGACUAUUCAAAGGACACUUUAUUUUUUGGCAUUAUCAUGUGUUUUACUGUGAAUUCAGUUUAUUUAAUCAUUUUAAAACACAGCUAUCGUGUCUAUGCUCAUGAUAUAUGCAGGGUUCGAGAGAGACUAACCAUCCCAGAAUUGUCCCGAAGUGCAAUUUCAAACGCCCCAAAAAUAAAAUAAACUGUCCCAAAUUAAAA
This is a messenger RNA of Salvelinus namaycush (lake trout), 3010 nucleotides long. It is a transcript of the gene pcbp3, whose product is annotated as poly(rC) binding protein 3. The transcript is spliced from 16 exons. Lineage: Eukaryota; Metazoa; Chordata; Actinopteri; Salmoniformes; Salmonidae. Gene Ontology annotation, biological process: regulation of gene expression; regulation of RNA metabolic process. Gene Ontology annotation, molecular function: mRNA binding. Bases 764 to 1747 code for a protein of 327 amino acids. Gene Ontology annotation, cellular component: cytoplasm; nucleus. The record is from RefSeq and is a predicted model, not a curated record.